This is a messenger RNA of Symbiodinium sp. CCMP2592, 1557 nucleotides long. Lineage: Eukaryota; Dinophyceae; Suessiales; Symbiodiniaceae. The record is from the annotation of a GenBank genome assembly.
AUGGCAGCAGCCCCGAGUCUCAAGCAAUCUCCUCGCCCUCCAGCCUCAACGCCCGUGCCCCUGGAGGUGCGAGUGGUGCAAGAGAGCGGCUGUGAUGCCUCCGCGGCUUGGUCGGAAGUGCCUGACGAGCCACUGCAGUUGCCGCAGAUCGCCGGUCGAGUGGGACAGGGCGACCUCGGGGGUGACGUGUCGUGCAUCGCGCCGACCGCUUCACAGGGCAAGCUGCUCCAGGCCAUGCCACGCUUCAUGCAGACGAUGUCGCAGGAGGACGGGCCGGACAUUCCGAUGAUUCUGCCGAUGGAAAGUAGCGGACAACACUGCCUGGACGUGCUGACCUGCCUUUGUGCAAUCAUGGCCGUCCUCUGCUUCUGCGGCAUCAUCGUCUGUGUGGUGAUGUUAGUUUUUAAUGAGACGAUGCCAUUUAUGUGUCCUUCUCACCACGUUGUUUGCCAGGCUUUGGAGCACUCGGCAAAUCCUCGCUUCCGAGCGACGGUUCUGGCGGUGUUCACCCUCAUGGUGGUCUGCCUGCCUUUGGCCUUGGCUUCGUGCCAGGGCCAGUGUAUAUGCUUGAGAGUGUUCUUGCGAGACGAUGGGCUCGUUUCCCAAAUGAAGCGCUGUCGUGACGCCUGCUUCAAGCGUCUUCUGGCGGCGCCGUCGGAGAUCGCCAGGAGGGUGCGCUCUGUUCGGUCCAAGAAGCCCUCACACGGCCGCGUGCACCCGAGCCAGGAGGGGCCAAGGCAGCUUCCGACGGUCUGCUUCGGUGCUCAUGGUGUUCAGGACUUUAGCAACUUGGCCAUCGUUCCUGCUCCGCAGUUGGCCCACACAGGGUCAAGGGCCAAGCAAAUGCUAGAAGGCUUCCCGAAACGCUGGCGCCAGAUUACGACGUUGCCUUUCCGCGAGCUGAUCGAACUCAGCCCUUCAGAGGGUGAGGGUGCCGAAGUUGCAGCCCUGGUGCUCAGUGACAGAACGUGGCACCGACCCCCACGUUGCGAGCAGGUGCUCCGCAUUGAGAACUCCAAUGCCUGGGCAGCCUACACCGCCCGGAAAACUCAGCUUCUCUCCAGACGAAACUGGUCUGGGGAGGAGGAUCUACCACUGGCUUCUCCCGGCCGCCUAGAUUUCUGCACAGACGAGCUGGACAUCCGGCUCAACGAGCAGUUCCUCCUGUGUGGCACGACCGUCGAGCUUGCCGAGUAUGCGCAAGCCACCGGAGAGGUAGUGGCCAGCCACGAGAGCGCGCGGCACCAGCUGCAGCAGUCCCUGGGUGGCGGCAUCCACUUCUGCUACCAAGGCUUCAUCGCACAUGAGCAGGCAGCAGAUGCUGGGUACAGCCGCGACGGCCUCGAGACCCCUUGGGCGGUGUUGGUUUGCCGCGUGCUGGUUGGCAGGCCGUUGCGACACAGCGGCCGCCGUGGCGGCCCGCGGCUGCAGCGUGACUGGGAAAGCGGCCGCUUCGGAAGCCUCCUCCUUGGCGAUGAGACCUGUCGCAUGGAGAUCUUCAUUCCACUGGAUGCCAUAGCAAGCGUUUACCCGGAAUAUGUGGUGAUCCUGCGGUAA